CCCCCCAGAACCGUACAUUUACAGUGUAGCAAAAGAGAAAGUAACUAUGUUGUUGCUGGAGAUCAAUGAAGCCAAGUGAAUGGGGGCUGAACGUGCGACUCCACGCUGAGGCGGGGCGCCAGACGGUGGAGGGCUCCACUGAUUUAUGAAACUGUCUUCAGUUCUUCUUGAAUUGCCAGUUUUCAGCCUCCUCAUGCCUCCGUCUCCUUUAGACGACAGGGUAGUAGUGGCACUGUCUAGGCCCGUCCGGCCUCAGGAUCUCAACCUUUGUUUAGACUCUAGCUACCUUGGCUCUGCCGCCCCGGGCAGUCACAGCCACCCUGCCGUCAUCGCCACCACCGUUGUGUCCCUAAAGGCUGCGAAUCUGACGUAUAUGCCCUCAUCCAGCGGCUCUGCCCGCUCCCUGAAUUGUGGAUGCAGCAGUGCCAGCUGCUGCACUGUGGCAACCUACGACAAGGACAGUCAGGCCCACACCCAAGCCCUUGCCGCUGGCUCCGCCACCACUGCCAUCGGGACCUCUAGCACCUGCCCUGCCACCCAGAUGGUCAACAACAAUGAGAACGUAGGCUCUCUAAGUCCAUCCGGUGGGGUGGGCAGCCCCGUGUCAGGGACCCCCAAGCAGCUGGCCAGCAUCAAAAUAAUCUACCCCAAUGACUUGGCGAAGAAGAUGACCAGAUGCAGCAAGAGUCCCCUGGCGAGCCAGGGCCCCGUCAUCAUCGACUGCCGGCCCUUCAUGGAGUACAACAAGAGCCACAUCCAAGGAGCUGUCCACAUCAACUGCGCCGAUAAGAUCAGCCGGCGGAGACUACAGCAGGGCAAAAUCACUGUCUUAGACUUGAUUUCCUGUAGGGAAGGCAAGGACUCUUUCAAGAGGAUCUUUUCCAAAGAAAUUAUAGUUUAUGAUGAGAAUACCAAUGAGCCGAGCCGAGUGAUGCCUUCCCAGCCACUCCACAUAGUCCUCGAGUCGCUGAAGAGAGAAGGCAAAGAACCUCUGGUGUUGAAAGGUGGGCUCAGCAGCUUCAAGCAGAACCAUGAGAACCUCUGCGACAACUCGCUGCAGCUCGCCCCCGCCACGCCCGACGUGGAGGGCGCCGAGCUGACGCCCAUCCUGCCCUUCCUGUUCCUGGGCAACGAGCAGGACGCGCAGGACCUGGAGGCGCUGCGGCGCCUGAACAUCGGCUACGUGCUCAACGUGACCACGCACCUGCCGCUCUUCCACUACGAGAAGGGGCUGCUCAGCUACAAGCGCCUGCCCGCCACCGACAGCAACAAGCAGAACCUGCGGCAGUACUUCGAGGAGGCCUUCGAGUUCAUCGAGGAGGCUCACCAGUGUGGCAAGGGGCUACUCAUCCACUGCCAGGCCGGGGUGUCCCGCUCCGCCACCAUCGUCAUCGCUUACUUGAUGAAGCACACUCGGAUGACCAUGACUGAUGCUUAUAAAUUUGUCAAAGGCAAGCGACCAAUUAUUUCCCCAAACCUCAACUUCAUGGGGCAGUUGCUGGAGUUUGAGGAAGACCUGAACAACGGGGUGACACCGCGGAUCCUUACACCAAAGCUGAUGGGCGUGGAAACGGUUGUGUGAUGUCAGGAGACGAAGAGAAGGGCGAACAGUCUGUCUUUGCUUUUAUUUUACCUUUUUUUU
This is a messenger RNA of Miniopterus natalensis, 1642 nucleotides long. The record is from RefSeq and is a predicted model, not a curated record. Lineage: Eukaryota; Metazoa; Chordata; Mammalia; Chiroptera; Miniopteridae.